This is a messenger RNA of Vicia villosa (hairy vetch), 1569 nucleotides long. RefSeq lists its product as uncharacterized. The transcript is spliced from 2 exons. The coding region runs from base 1 to 1569 and encodes 522 amino acids. NCBI's taxonomy places the organism in Eukaryota, Viridiplantae, Streptophyta, Magnoliopsida, Fabales, Fabaceae. The record is from RefSeq and is a predicted model, not a curated record.
AUGUCGAAUUACACCGAGGGUAGCGUUCAUGGAGAAUCCACUCCUCGCAACCAACCGAAAGGGUAUCAAACUGAUACUAUCAACCCUUACUUCAUGCAUCCAAACGAAAAUCCUGCACUGAUCCUUGUUACACCUCUUCUCACAAGCAGUAACUAUCACUCUUGGUCCCAUUCAAUGAUGAUGGCUCUUCGGUCCAAGAAUAAACUGCACUUCAUCAAUGGCGUACUGCCUCGCCCUGCAGACCUCGAUUUCAACUCCAUUGCUUGGGAUAGGUGUAACACCAUGAUCAUGUCAUGGAUCAAGAAUUCUGUGGAACAAGAGAUAGCUCAAAGCAUUCUAUGGAUGGAUAACGCAGCUGACAUGUGGAAUGAAUUGAAGGAACGUUUUUACCAAGGUGACGUCUUUCGUAUCUCUGAUUUGCAAGAAGAGAUUUGCACCCUUAAGCAAGGUGAUUCUUCUAUAUCUUCUUAUUACACCAAACUGAAAAUUUUAUGGCAAGAGUUAGACAAUUUUCGUCCCAUCCCUAGCUGUGAAUGUGAUCCAUCUUGUAGUGCUCUUGUUAAGAUUCGAGCCUAUAGAGACAGUGAUCAAGUAAUUCAUUUUUUAAAAGGAUUGAAUGAUCAAUAUGCUGCCAUUAGAUCCCAGAUUAUGUUAAUGGAUCCUUUACCAAGCAUAUGCAAAGUUUAUUCCUUACUUGUUCAAGGAAACAAUUACACUGGGGGAAGAGGUAAUGUUAGAGGUGGCAAGACUGCUGGUGGUAGAGGUAGAGGAAAUCGUGUCUGCACACACUGUGGUAUGACAAAUCAUACCAUUGACACUUGUUUCAAAAAGCACGGUUACCCUCCCAAUUGGAAAACUGAUGGUGCAGCUGGUGCAUUUAACAAUUAUGUUUCUUCACAAGACAAGCAUGAAGUUCAGCACAGGGAUGAUUCUGAAACAAAUGUUCAAGCAUCUUCUGGUUUGGCUUUUACUCCUGAGCAGCACAAAGCCCUGUUAGCAUUGCUCCAAGAUGCAUCACAAAUACAAUCUCAUAGCAUUAACCAACUCACCUCUCAUAACACUCCCAAUUCAGGUAUUAUCUGCACUCUUCCCACCUCAUUCCAUCCUGAUACUUUCAUUCUUGACACUAGUGCAACAGAUCAUGUAUGUUACACUCAUAAAUAUUUUCAAUGUUUAAAUUGUAUCAAACCCAUGACUAUUAAACUUCCCAAUGGUAGCCUUGUUUCUACAUCUCUUGCAGGAACUGUUAAGUUCAAUGACUCCUUCUACCUAACUAAUGUUCUAUAUAUGCCUGAAUUCUCCUUCAAUCUUAUUUCAGUUCCAAAAUUAACUCAAAGUCUAAACUGUCAACUCAUGUUCACUACUGUUGCUUGUGUCAUACAGGAUCUAUCUUCCAAGAGGAUGAUUGGCACAACUGAAUUGCAUGGUGGAUUGUAUUUGCUCAAGACUCCUAUCAUGUCACUUUUACCUGAUCCACCUAGCCAUUCUGUUAAUUCCUUAGUUAACAAGCCAAAAAUUGAUUCAUCUACUUGUAGCAUAUGGCUUAAUGUGACUGUUAUGUGUACAUGA